UGUCUUUCUUCUUCUCAGAGAGCAGAGCUGACAUCUGAUAAGGACAUGUACCUUGACAACAGCUCCAUUGAGGAAGCCUCGGGAGUCUAUCCUAUUGAUGAUGAUGACUACUCUUCUGCCUCUGGCUCAGGAGCUGAUGAAGACGUAGAGAGUCCAGAGCUGACAACAUCCCGACCAGUUCCAAAGAUCUCGUUCACUAGUGCUGUUCCCAAAGUGGAAAACAUGACACUGAAGACACAGAGCAUUACGCCUGCUCAGACCAAGUCACCUGAAGAAAUUGACAAGGAGGAAGUUGGCAUCUCUGAGGCAGAAGAGAAGCUGGGUCCUGCUGUAAAAAGUACAGAUGUGUACACAGAGAAACAUUCAGACAAUCUGUUUAAACGGACAGAGGUCCUAGCAGCUGUCAUCGCUGGUGGGGUGAUUGGCUUUCUCUUUGCCAUUUUCCUCAUUUUGCUGUUGGUGUACCGCAUGAGGAAGAAAGAUGAAGGAAGCUAUGACCUUGGGGAGCGCAAACCAUCCAGUGCAGCUUACCAGAAGGCGCCUACUAAGGAGUUUUACGCGUAAAAGCUCCCACUAAGUGUCUCUAUUUGGGAGAUCACUGAACUUUUCAAAAUAAAGCUUUGGCAUAGAAUAAUGAAGAUCUUUGUUAUUUGUUUUGUUCAUUACAGAGCCAUACUGGCCCUUUAAUGAUAAAAAAAAAAUCCCAUUGUAUUUAAAACUUUUCAUGUAUUUCUUUAGAAUGACAUAAAAAGUAAAAAAUUUAACAUCUGCAGUGUUCUGUGAAUAGCAGUGGCAAAAUAUUAUGUUAUGAAAACCCUUGACAUUCAUGGAAUUGGUUUGAACAUCUAUGCGCAAAUACAAAAUGAUUGUGUUUGUCCUCUGGUUCAUCAGCUUGUCUCCAAUUGACCUUACCAAGUUGGUCUUUGUUAAUUUAUCUCUUGUCCCUCUUCUCUGCCCUCCCUUCUUGUCCCCUUCCUUAAAAACAAAACCUUAUGCCUUUUGUAGCUGUCACGGUGCAAUUUGUCUCUGAAUGAUUACAAUAAUGGUAAUUUGGUGUAUAUGUGAUUUUUUUUUUCAAAUAUGUAAACCUACUUUAUGUACUUUUUAAAUGUCAGACUAUCCAUUUUACACUUGCUUUACUUUUCAUUACCUGUAGCUUCAGGCAGAUUUGCAACAGCAAAUUAAUGUGUAAAAUUGGAUUAUUACUACGAAGUUGUUUAGUUCUAGUGAUCUAAUCAGAUCUUCUUUUGGGAGGAUUUGACGUGAGUAACUGACAAGCCUCAGAAAACCCAAAGAUGCUAACAGUAUUUUGAGAAGUUGCUGCAGAUUCCUUGGCCACUGUGCUUGUUAAUUUCCUGCAAUUUGAAGGUACGAGGAAGACUUUAAAGAAAAAAAAAAAGAUCAGCUUUUGUUCUUAAAAAUGCAUUUAAGUUGUAAACAUCUUUGUAAGCCUUUGAAGUGCCUAUGAUUCUAUGUAACCUAUUGCAGACUGGUGUUAAUGAGUAUAUAUAACAGUUUAAAAUACAGCUGGUAUUUUAUAAGCACAGACAAUUCUAAUGGUAACUUUUGUAGUCUUAUGAAUAGACGUAAAUUGUAAUUUGGGAACAAACAAACUACUGAAUAAAUCAUGUGGCCUAAUA
Molecule: messenger RNA, 1640 nt
Organism: Cricetulus griseus (Chinese hamster)
Lineage: Eukaryota; Metazoa; Chordata; Mammalia; Rodentia; Cricetidae
Source: RefSeq, a predicted model, not a curated record